AUGUAUCGAGCAGCGUACAGAAGGGCUUCCUCUCUUGUCUGCAGGUUACACUCUACCUAUGUCAGAAAAAUGAGAUACUUAAAUGAGCUAAAGGAAGAUGAUAGCCUCUGCAGACAAGCCCAGAGCUCGGGAACUUUCUAUCUUUUUCACAAUCUCUCUCCCUUCCUGCAGAGAGAUGGGAAGAAAUAUUUGGUACCACAGCUCAGCGCAGCAGAGACGAAAAAGAUCCUGGAGAAAUUCCAAGAGACUGAGCAGUGGAUAGAGAAGUCGGUGCUGAUCGGUUGUUCAGACGAGCACGUACCACACUUUGCCCUGGAUUUAGGAGCCUUGGAGAAAUCAGUCAUUGAGUCUGAACUGAAAGGAUCAUUUACUGACUUACGAAAGGCUCUCUUCGUAGUGGAUGGGAAGGAUUCUCCUUUGCUGGCUUCGGCCCAGGCCCUUCUCCGGUGGCACGAUUCCCACCAGUACUGUAGCAAAACUGGGCAGCCCACACAGAAGAACAUAGCUGGCAGCAAGCGUGCCUGCCAUGCCAGUGGAAUUACUUACUACCCACAGAUGUCUCCAGUGGUUAUCACCCUGGUGUCUGAUGGGAGCCAGUGCCUCCUUGCACGCCAGCCCUCGUUUCCCCCAGGAAUGUACACCGCUCUGUCAGGCUUCUGCGACGUGGGUGAAAAUGUGGAAGAGGCAGUCCGGCGAGAAGUGGCAGAAGAGGUGGGCCUGGAGGUGGAGUCACUCCAGUACUCAGCUUCUCAGCACUGGCCCUUCCCCAGCAGCUGCUUAAUGAUAGCGUGUCACGCCUUGGUGAGAGCACAGCGGGCUGAGAUCAGUAUGAACAGCCUGGAAUUAGAGGAAGCCCGUUGGUUUGGCCUGGAGGAAGUCGUGGAGGGUCUCAAGAGAGAGCCCAGAUCUUCAAAGCAAGACGACGGUAGUUUUAUACCCUGGUUCCCUCCCAAACAGGCCAUUGCUCACCAGCUGAUUCAUGAGUGGGUUAAGCAGCAGACUUCCCAGCCGGCUCACGCAUGA
Apaloderma vittatum (bar-tailed trogon) is the source of this 1023-nucleotide messenger RNA. RefSeq names its product nudix (nucleoside diphosphate linked moiety X)-type motif 13 (gene NUDT13). The transcript has 8 exons. NCBI's taxonomy places the organism in Eukaryota, Metazoa, Chordata, Aves, Trogoniformes, Trogonidae. The coding region runs from base 1 to 1023 and encodes 340 amino acids. Gene Ontology annotation, molecular function: metal ion binding; hydrolase activity. The record is from RefSeq and is a predicted model, not a curated record.